This is a messenger RNA of Heterocephalus glaber (naked mole-rat), 927 nucleotides long. RefSeq names its product olfactory receptor 4N5. The record is from RefSeq and is a predicted model, not a curated record. Gene Ontology annotation, cellular component: membrane. Gene Ontology annotation, biological process: G protein-coupled receptor signaling pathway. NCBI's taxonomy places the organism in Eukaryota, Metazoa, Chordata, Mammalia, Rodentia, Bathyergidae. Gene Ontology annotation, molecular function: olfactory receptor activity; G protein-coupled receptor activity.
AUGGAGACAGAGAACAGCACAGUGGUGACAGAAUUUGUCCUCCUUGGUCUAACCCAGUCUCAAGAUGCUCAACUCCUGGUCUUUGUGUUAGUCUUAAUUUUCUACCUCAUAAUCCUCCCUGGAAAUUUUCUCAUCAUUUUCACCAUAAGAUCAGAUCCUGGACUCAAUGCUCCACUAUAUUUCUUCCUGGGCAACUUGGCCUUCCUAGACGCAUCCUACUCCUUUAUUGUGGCUCCCAGGAUGCUAGUGGACUUCUUCUCAGAGAAGAAGAUCAUUUCCUACAGAUGCUGCAUCACUCAGCUCUUUUUCUUGCACUUCCUUGGAGUAGGAGAGAUGUUCCUUCUUGUUGUGAUGGCCUUUGACCGCUACACUGCCAUCUGCCGUCCUUUACACUAUUCCACCAUCAUGAACUCUAGAGUCUGCUAUGCAUUCCUGUUGGCUCUAUGGGUUGGGGGCUUUGCCCAUUCCAUCGUACAAGUGGCGCUUAUCCUGCACUUGCCUUUCUGUGGCCCAAACCAGCUGGACAACUUCUUCUGUGAUGUGCCUCAGGUCAUCAAGCUGGCCUGCACGGACACCUUUGUAGUGGAGCUCCUGAUGGUCUCCAACAGUGGCCUGCUGACGGUUCUGUGCUUCCUGGGUCUUCUGUCCUCCUACGCCAUCAUCCUGUGCCGUGUGCAGGGGCAGUCCUCUGAAGGGAAGAAGAAGGCUGUGUCCACGUGCACCACCCACAUCAUCAUCGUGUUUCUCAUGUUUGGGCCUGCCAUUUUUAUCUACACUCGCCCCUUCCGGGCUUUCCCAGCUGACAAAGUGGUUGCCCUCUUCCACACAGUCAUCUUUCCCUUGAUGAACCCUGUGAUUUAUACACUUCGUAAUCGGGAAGUGAAAGCUUCCAUGAGAAAGUUGUUAAGUCAGUGCAGCAUUUGUUAA